UCUGGCACUCGUAAGUCUAGAUUCCUCUCAUUUCGUGUGCUCAUAUAAUGGUCGCAUAGCCCUUCUUCAUUGCUCUUCGUCAGUGCAGCCCCAGUAACAGAUCUUUGGAAAGUUAUGGACCAUCCUUCUCCAAAGGUCAUUCUCCCUCUUCUCCACUGUCCUCUUUGCUCGUCAUCUCGUCCUCUAACAGACCCAACCACUCUACGAUGUGGUCACACCGUCUGUUCAUCACAUAUGUCCUCAGAUUUAUGCCCAAUCCCAACUUGUUCAUCUACUCCAGCAAGCUUCACGCCUACUAUUCCACCUGGUUCUCGAGUCGCGUUCUUUCCAGCGACUACCGAAAGCCGUACGAGUUCUCCUGAACCAGCUGAACGAAGAAUUGAUGUCAAAGUGAGAAAGCUGGUGGAAUUAGUAAUCAAGGCCGCAGAGGAUGAGGCCGAGCAGUCUGACCACCUCGUGGACACCUAUUCUGACUCUGGAGACGAUUCCGAUAGCGAACAGCAUGAGCCGGUCGCCUUUCCGUUGUCCCCGUCAUCGACUGACCGUCCCGUGACACCUGUCUCUGGCUCCUCCCCUACGUCAACAGGCUCUUCUCGACCACGGAAGCGGCGUCGACGUCAUACGUCCGAUUCACAUUUACCGGAUUUUCAUCCUUCUGACCCUGAGGCUAUAUCGCUAGCCGAAUUUGACAAGAACCUCACUACGGAGUUGACGUGCGAGAUCUGUUUUAUGCUGCUUUACCAGCCUAUCACAACGCCUUGUCAACAUACUUUUUGCUCUAAAUGCUUACAGAGAUCGCUAGAUCAUAGCUUGUUAUGUCCACUAUGUCGCGUGGAAUUACCUGGCUUCGCUUACUUUCAUGAACACUCGUAUAACAAAGUUGUCCUUGCUCUUCUGCUCAAAGCUUACCCUGAGUCCUAUGACGCAAGGGGACAAGCAAUUGCGACAGAAGAGCGCGACGCACGUUUAGACACGCCAAUUUUCGUUUGCCAACUAUCCUUUCCGGGAAUGCCAACACUCCUGCAUUUCUUCGAACCACGCUACCGGCUUAUGCUCAGGCGUUGUCUCGAGGCUCCAACACCGACUUUGGGCAUGAUAAUGCCUCCACGUGCAGCACCUGUUGCCAGUCUCGGCGUUGAUGCGGGUGCAGAUUUUGGUACCAUGCUUGAGAUCCGCAGUGUGCAGAUGCUGCCAGACGGGCGGAGCAUGGUGGAAACCCGGGGCACGCAUCGGUUCAGGAUACUCGAACGCGGAUCUCUAGAUGGGUAUAUGAUCGGAAGAGUGGAACGGAUCGACGAUUAUGAAGACCUUUCUGAUGACUGGGAGUCUGAGAUCGAGGAGAACGUUGAUUCUUCGUCAUCCGCAUCAUCAUCGUCUGCUUCUAGCGCCUCGGGUCAUGCACCAUCAUCUCCACAACUUUUUUCGCGCAUCAUGUCGAACCUGUCACCACCUUCUCCCACUAAUCCACCUCUGAGCACCGCCGCGCUCCUUCAAACGUGUCACACGUUUCUGGAGCAGCUGCGUGCAGGUACUGCACCGUGGGUAGUUCAGCGUCUAAACCACACAUACGGUCCGCAGCCGCCUGACGAGAACCCUGAUGCAUUCUCCUUCUGGAUAGGUAUGGUGCUCCCGAUAGAUGAGCAUGAAAAGGCCAAAUUGUUACCCAUUAAAAGCGCGCGACUCCGUCUGCGGAUGGUCGUAGGCUGGAUCGAACAGUUGAAUAGUAAUUGGUGGGUGCUGCACCUUAUUUUACCCCUAUCCCGCUCUUGACUGUGACUCGAUGGUUAGGUGGUUUUCGCGUGGAUGCAUUGUAAUUUAGCCUUGUUCCUUCACAUCAUAUUUUCUUACUACACCAUAGAAUCAGCCUGA
This is a messenger RNA of Suillus discolor, 1869 nucleotides long. Its product is annotated as PUA-like domain-containing protein. The transcript is spliced from 3 exons. The coding region runs from base 115 to 1770 and encodes 551 amino acids. Lineage: Eukaryota; Fungi; Basidiomycota; Agaricomycetes; Boletales; Suillaceae. The record is from RefSeq and is a predicted model, not a curated record.